Cryptomeria japonica (Japanese cedar) is the source of this 997-nucleotide messenger RNA. RefSeq lists its product as uncharacterized. The record is from RefSeq and is a predicted model, not a curated record. The coding region runs from base 278 to 835 and encodes 185 amino acids. Gene Ontology annotation, biological process: mitotic sister chromatid cohesion. Gene Ontology annotation, cellular component: cytoplasm; NatA complex. The transcript has 3 exons. Lineage: Eukaryota; Viridiplantae; Streptophyta; Pinopsida; Cupressales; Cupressaceae. Gene Ontology annotation, molecular function: N-acetyltransferase activity.
CUUCACGUAUUUUGGCAGAGUUCGCAGGUAAAAACAUAUGAAAGCCCUAGGCAAAUAAAAAACGGCGGAAAACGAUCAACGGCUGUAGAGGUUUGAAUCGCCUUGCAUCCUAUUUAGGCGAUGUGUGCCGUCGAUUGUCCAAAUUAACUCGCUCGAUUCAAAUAAGAAAACGGUUUGGCGUAAGAAAUCAGCCCCACGCCAUCCGUUUUGAAUAUGUAACCUUCUGAAUCGAGGAGAGAAUGCCUUCACCUGCAGGCCCACAAAGGGCAUACAUAUAAUGCUACAGAGAAGUGGUUCGAAAAUGCCGGAGAUGGGUGGGGAAAGCCAAAAAGGAAAGGAAAAGGAGGUUCCCGUUUCCUUCGACAAUCUUCGGGACAAGAACCUCAUGCAACUCAAGAAGCUCAACACUGCGAUUUUCCCAGUCAGAUACAAUGACAAAUACUAUUGUGACGCCCUCUCUGCCGGGGAGUUCACCAAGCUCGCCUAUUAUAGUGACAUCUGUGUGGGGUCAAUUGCAUGUCGCCUUGAGAAGAAAGAGGGAGGAGGUAUUCGUGUUUACAUCAUGACUCUGGGUGUACUGGCUCCUUAUCGAGGGCUUGGUAUAGGAUCAAAAUUGCUGAACCACUGUUUAGAUCUCUGCUUGCAUGAUCCAAACAUUUCAGAGAUUUACUUGCAUGUGCAGACAAACAAUGAGGAAGCCAUAUCAUUCUACAAGAAAUUUGGGUUUGAAAUAGUUGAGACAAUUAAGAAUUAUUAUAUAAAUAUUAGUCCUCCUGAUUGUUUUGUUGUAAGGAAGAUUCUGAAUGCCUUUCCCAAGCCAAAGGGUUCAUCCUGAAUUGAAACUAGAGACUAGAGAAAUUCUAACUCUGUAUUUGUAGUGAUGCAAAUGCAGAAGAAAUUCAUUUUGGCACUAUAUAUUGAUUUGGUUAUAUAAUGUAAAACCAAAAAGCAUUGAAAAAUGAGGCAAUAUUAUACAGAGUUCAAGGUUUUUGAGGAA